Messenger RNA from Prorocentrum cordatum, 2111 nucleotides. The record is from the annotation of a GenBank genome assembly. Lineage: Eukaryota; Dinophyceae; Prorocentrales; Prorocentraceae.
GACGCUUCUCGCACAGGCGAGCGCGGGGUCGCAAGUCCCCACCGGGCGGGCUUGUACCACUCUACUCCCGCCAUGGCGAUGUCGCCCUGGGCGUGAAGGAGCUGGAGAGGGGGAGCUCACCGCUGGCGCCUGCGAGGCGAGCGCUGCUCGGCUGCCCGACCGAGCUGGACCGCAACCCUCCGUCCAACCAAGUGGACUGGCUGCGGGAGCCAGGGUCCGCUGCGUACAUGAAUGGUUCCCUGGACGACUUCUUGGGCUCCGAGCCCGCAGAGACGGACGCCACGAGCGCGGACCAGCCGGUUCGGACAGAUGCUUUGCGUUCCAUCUUCGGGGCGACAGAGUUGCCCAUGGAUGCGGACGGAGGCCCCCAAGAGAUCAACGAAGCCCCCAAUGGGGACCUCAAGGGCCAGUAUGACGUCACCGACGCGGCUAGGGACCUCGAAGGAGCUGUCGCAGAACUAUGGAGGCUCAGCGCGGACAUCGUAGGACACCUUCUUCUUGGAGUCUUUAAGGCUGCCCAAGCUUACCAACGAGUUCCCCGGAGGUUCAAAGAUGGCGAAGCGGUCUCUCUGAGGAAGCCCAAGGGCGACGGGAUGAACGCCAAGGACCAUUACAGAACAAUCAAUCUCAUCGGCCACGUGGGCGAGGCAUUCACGAACGUUCCAAUUUUGCCAGAGUUGCGCUCGAUGCCGGGCGUGCUUUCUGUCGCGCAGUUCGGCGCAAUUCAGGGUCGAUCCACGAAAGACGACAUUGCUUUAGUUGAUGAAGUCGGCAGACGCUUUCGCUCUAACCCGCACCGAGCCCAGUCACCGCACACUAUCCUCGUGUCUGCACUGACUGACGCAGAGAAGGCUUGCGACUCACUAGAUCGGAGUCAAGUGUGGAUCGCCCUCGAGCAGCUCGCGCUUUUCCGCCAGACCCGCCUGGUGACUGAGGAACUCUACAACGGCACAUGCCACGUACUUCGCGACGCUCGUACCAAUCGCCCCUGUCGCCAACUACUCAUCCGCAACGGCAUUAGACAAGGCAGCGCUGAAGGUCCAGGAUUGUUUAUAGCUAUCUGUGGCGCGAUUACCCAGGAGCUCGGAAGCCAGACCAGAUCCGCGGGGCACCAGGGCAUUCAGGUUCAGUACGACCUCCACUUCCAGGUAUUUAGGAACUCGGCCAACUUCACGGAUAUCGAGUUAAAGGAUCUAGACACGUCCCAGAUCAAAUUCCUAGAUGUCUUAAUCGCGCUGGCGGUUGUCGACAACCUAGAUGCUGUCACCUCGUUCCUAGACUUCCUGAGGGCUCACGUUCAUGCCAGCGGCUUGACCAUGAACGUCGAGACUCGCCUCUUCUCCACGAAGAAGGCUCACGGCCGGCUGGCCCAGAGAGUCUUGAAAGGCAACCUCAGCACACGACUGAAGGUGCGAUUGUGGUGUUCGCUGGUCCGAUCUAUCGCGCUGCAUGCAUUGGAGGUCGCCUUUCUGACACGCACCGACCUAUACAAGUUGGAGCGACGGCAGACCCGCAAGCUUCGACACCUUCUGAGGCGACCGACGUUCACGCCAGCAGCCGAGCUUCUCAAGAAGAGGGACGCGGGCGAGGCAGGGGUCGAGGACGCCGACAACACCAGCAGAGAGGCCGAGGCCGUAGGAGGCGCGCGACGCAGUCGCACCCGCGGCCAUCCGCUAGGCAAGAAGCCAGACGCCUACCUCCGCAUGUUGCUCUUCAGCAUGAGCGAGGCGGCGAAGACCAAGUACGACGAGGUCAAGGCCGCGGUGGCACAGGGACCUCACCCGCAGGAGUCCGAGGCCGCGCUGACGAUGUUGAUGAACUUCGGGGAGAGGCUCAAGGACCCAGAGGUGCGCCUCAAGGCGACGAGAUGCUUCGACGUGACGGUCACGACAGACAACGACGGAGAGGAAGUAGAGGAGGGCAAAUGGACAUUCGCAGCUACGGCGCAUCCCAGCACGGUGCAGGCCAUGUACACGCUCAAGGCCAAUGGCGGCCUGAAGUCCGCGAGCACGAUUCUAGAUGACGACGACGCUCCACGGUCCCAGACGGCCAAGGAGCUCGAGAAAUUGGUGUUCAAGGGCGACGGGAACAGCGCCAGCUUCAAGCAGAAG